Molecule: messenger RNA, 996 nt
Organism: Closterium sp. NIES-65
Lineage: Eukaryota; Viridiplantae; Streptophyta; Zygnematophyceae; Desmidiales; Closteriaceae
Source: the annotation of a GenBank genome assembly
AUGGACGUGGACGUGGACGUGGACGUGGACGUGGACGUGGACGUGGACGUGGACAUGGGCGUGGACAUGGACGUGGACGUGGACGUGGACGUGGACGUGGAGACUUGGACGUGGACAUGGACGUGGACGUGGACGUGGACAUGGACGUGGACGUGGACGUGGACGUGGACAUGGACGUGGACGUGGACAUGGACGUGGACAUGGACGUGGACGUGGACAUGGAUGUGGACGCGGACAUGGUCGUGGACGUGGACGUGGACGUGGACGUGGACAUGGACGUGGACGUGGACAAGACGUGGACGUGAACAUGGACGUGGACAUGGACGUGGACGUGGACAUGGACGUGGACGUGGACGUGGACGUGGACGUGGAGAACUUGGACGUGGACAUGGACGUGAACGUGGACCUGGACAUGGACAUGGACGUGGACGUGGACGUGGACGUGGACGUGGACGUGGACGUGGAGGUGGACGUGGACGUGGAGGUGGACGUGGAGUGGAUGUGGACGUGGACGUGGACGUGGACGUGGACGUGGACGUGGACGUGGACAUGGACGUGGACGUGGACAUGGACGUGGACGUGGACGUGGACAUGGACGUGGACGUGGACAUGGACGUGGACGUGGACAUGGACUUAGACGUGGACGUGGACGUGGACGUGGACGUGGUCGUGAACGUGGACGUGGUCGUGGACAUGGACUUGGACGUGGACAUGGACGUGGACGUGGACGUGGACGUAGACAUGGACGUGGACCUGGACGUGGACGAGGACGUGGACGUGGACAUGGACGUGGACGUGGACGUAGACAGGGACAUGGACUUGGACAUGGACGUGGACGUGGACAUGGACGUGGACGUGGACAUGGACAUGGACAUGGACGUGGACGUGAACGUGGACGUGGACAUAGACGUGGACGUGGACGUGGACAUGGACACUUCCACUUCCGAUACUGACCGACCUGGCCAAUGCACCAUUUUCUCUAUACAUGUGCAUUGA